This is a messenger RNA of Octopus sinensis (East Asian common octopus), 1505 nucleotides long. RefSeq names its product adhesion G-protein coupled receptor G2-like. The coding region runs from base 93 to 1487 and encodes 464 amino acids. Lineage: Eukaryota; Metazoa; Mollusca; Cephalopoda; Octopoda; Octopodidae. Gene Ontology annotation, molecular function: G protein-coupled receptor activity. Gene Ontology annotation, biological process: cell surface receptor signaling pathway; G protein-coupled receptor signaling pathway. Gene Ontology annotation, cellular component: membrane. The transcript has 10 exons. The record is from RefSeq and is a predicted model, not a curated record.
GUCUGGCAAGAACCAGACAUGUCUCAGUGCUACAAUACAGAGAGGAUCACUCAACAACUAAAGAACAUCACAAGUGAAGAUAUCAAUGAAGAAUGCUGGACAUUAUAGAAGCAAUCACUGAAGAGAUUCCACUGAAAGAGCAGCAACUCACAGCUUUAUAUUCUAAUCUUGGCAUUGGUGUUAUCAAAGUGGAGAAGUACACGUUCAAUGGGGCUGUCUAUGGUAUUUCAUUUGGAAAUAAUGGAACUGAAGCUAUGACAACGAUACAAAACUCAAAUUCAAACCUACAGGUAAAAGAUACGGCAAACUUCAUUUCAUUAGGAAGGAGCUUAUUAACACACAUGAAAGAAGGAGAAGAAUCAAAAUGGUCACGAAUGACCUUUUUUUCUUUGCGGGAGGAUAAGCUAUAUAGGGUAAUACAAAAAUCUAGAACCAAAGCAAUCACAAAAAUUUACAGUAAUGUUAUUGCUGCAAGUAUUCCUAACAUUCGAAUAACCAAUCUUGAUGAACCAGUAAUUAUCUCAUACAAUUUAAUAAAUCAGAUUGCCACCAAACCACAGUGUGUUUAUUGGGACCAAUCUCCUGGACAGGAUCCCCGUUGGUCAACGAAAGGCUGUAUUACAUCCGAGUAUGUACCUGGAGAGAAAGUACUCUGUUCCUGUAACCAUCUGACAAGUUUUGCCCUGCAAAUGAUUGAAGAAAAUACAAAGAAUAUCCACUUCAUAUCAAACGUUGGCUGUGGAAUAUCGUUUGUCUUUCUCGUUCUUACAGUAAUACUUCAUGUUUCUUUCAAAAAUCUAAGGAAAUUAAUGGCUUCAAAGAUUUUAGUAUGCCUGUGCAUUUCUCUAGCUGUCAGUAAUCUUAUCUUUCUUGUUGGGAUGCAAGAAUAUGCAACGACAAAACCAGCUGCUUGUAAGGCAGUGGCUGCUCUCAUACAUUACUUCCUUAUGACAUCUCUUAUGUGGAUGACUGUAGAAGUACUUCAAGUUUGCCUUGCUGUGGAUGUUAUAUCACAAACUGUUCAGAGAUCUUUUAUGAUAAGGAGUUCAAUUCUGGCCUGGGGUCUUCCAAUGAUCAUUGUCGCAUUUACUCUGGCAAUUAACUACACCAACAAUUACAUCAGAAUUGAACAAAUAUGUUGGUUAUCAGCGGUACCGUUCUAUACUGCUCUUGUGGCUCCCAUGGGGAUCAUUCUCAUCUUCAACAUUUUUAUCUUCUCUAUUGAUGUCUGGUACUUAAUGACAUUAGAAACUAACAUGACAUUUAAACUCGAAACAAAACGAACACGUAUUUUGGGCAUCGUUGGCGUGUUUGUCCUGUUCAGUGCGGCGUGGAUCUUAGCAUUCUUGAGUUUUGGUGAAACAGAUGAAGUGUUUACCUUGCUCUUUGCCAUAUUCAAUAUGCUUCAAGGAAUGUUUGUCUUCUUUUUCUACUGUAUAUACACGAAAAAUACCAGAUAUGUCAUUUUUUCAUGUGUACAUAAAUGAAAGGAGGCGAAUACCAGA